Xyrichtys novacula (pearly razorfish) is the source of this 20422-nucleotide messenger RNA. The record is from the annotation of a GenBank genome assembly. Lineage: Eukaryota; Metazoa; Chordata; Actinopteri; Labriformes; Labridae.
GCGGUCCCGCUGUCGGUUCUUGUGUCACGAGCCUUAUCCGAGUCGCGGAGUGGAGGCUGGAGAAUUCUAGCGGACAUCAGUAACACAGGACAUCUCAUUUAACACGUUUAAUAGAGCAGGCGAUUAAUCUCAGAUCGAUGAUCGGCAGGUAACUCUGUCCGCUGAGUGUGUCCGGUUAGUCGGUGAUGUAUUCCACCAUUUGAAUGAUAUCGCUAGCCAGCUAGCUAGCUAGCUGUUGAGCUAGCUUUACGGUGCGUGACUCGAAGUAACUUAACGUUAUAGUGACGGACGUUAUUUUCAUUAACGCAUCUGACUACAUUCCUUCUGGAAACAUCCAUACAGAGUAUAUUUCUGCCCGAAGUCAGUCUUUUCUGCAUGUGUUGGCGUGUAGCUGCUAAUCCUAGCCCGAUCAGGAUUGAAUGAAAUAACGUUAGCUUGACAGAGGCAGCGGAAACGAGUCAGUUCACCGGGAUAACUUAUCCCGGGUUAACCACCGACAUCCAGCUAAUCUAGCUCAUGCUAACCGCGCUAGCCACCUACAGUCAUACCGUCUCAGUGAGCUGGUAGCUUGCGGUCAUUCACAGAGCUGCUUUAUAGACGUCAGGUUGGCCCUGUUCGGACCCGGGAGAGAAGCUGACCGUCAGUUUGGUUUAACGGAUCCGACCGGAGAGAAGACCCGAACCCGCAAACAUGCCGGCUGUGUCGAAGGGAGAUGGAAUGCGCGGAUUGGCGGUUUUCAUCUCGGACAUCCGAAACUGUGAGUCUCAUUUUUUUACUGCAAACAUGUACCAUAUAAGAGCACUGCAGCCAUCCUUGACCUCCCUCUGUUAUUACUGCUGUCACUAACGGUAGGAGCAGGGGCGCGUACGAAGUGGUGGCUCGAGCCCACCUUGCAGUCUGAUUGGCCACCCCAAGUGCCACCUUCAAAAUCCCAAACAGUGAUUGGCUAAUUAAAGGGAUGUUCCGGCGUAAAAUUAAUUUAGGGUCAAACACACCAUAACACUGAGUUAGACACCCCCUCCAGAGAUGAAUGUUGCCCACUGCUUACUUCUCUAGUUAAAGCAACUUUAGUAACGACCGCAGUAUAGCAAUACAGAGAGCCACGCGCUCAACCAAAACGCCACUCUAUAGCCACAAAUAAUGCUCAGAACAGCACCUAACUUCAUCAACAUAUAGGGUCCCAGCCAUAGCAUUAGCCACCUCAGUCCAAUCCCUUAUGGACUACAGCGGGGUGACGCAGCUCAAGGAAGAACAUUUAUGAUCAUAUCAUGGAAAUGCAAUCAGACCGGAACGCUAAGGCAGAGGAACUACGGCGUCAGCAGUGCAAAAUGAUUAAUAUAAUGAGUAUUACCUCAAGGAAAUGAUAAAGUAAUGGUUGUUUUGGUUGAGGUUUGUUUAUGGCUCCUCAAACCGCUGUGUAUUGCUAUCAUGCGGUCGUUGCUUAAGUUGGUAUAACUAGAGAAGUAAGCGGUCAUCAACAUUCAUCUCUUGAGGGGGUGUCUAACUCGGUGUUACUGUGUGUUUGACUCUAAAUUAGUUUUAUGCCGGAAUAUCCCUUUAAGUUGUCAGGGUAAGAAACUUCUGUUAAAGUCAACUACCUUAGAGACUCAUUUAUAGAGCGGGGCCUCUAUGUCAGGGCACCAAGCAGGGUUGUAUGUAGAAAAGAUACUAUAGCAUACUUGCCAACACUCCUGUUUUGCAAAAUGAGAACUUCAGUGAAAGGGAAACAAACAUGAGAUAUAACACUUACAUUGAUAGUCUUGUACUGUCUCGGAGUGAUGCGUUCAGGGCAGCCUCAGAUAAAAGAGUGCUGUAUUGCACACACAGAUGUUCAGAGAGCCUCAUAUGGGAGAGCAUGUAAAACAUGCGAGGACUGUAACACUAAUAUUCGUGUACUAAAUAAGUUCAAGGAAUAUCAUAACUAUUAUUUUUAUAUUACCAUUUGGUAUUGUUAACACAAAACAAAAAAAGUGUGCAGCUUCACUUAUACUUAUUUGGAUGAGCAAUUUAACUACAAAUACUCUCAUAAUGAGCUCAUAUCCAUCAUACAAGGUAACCCCAAAACUGCCCGGUGCGCCAAGCAAAUAUCUCCCUGAUUUUUUUAUCCCAAAUGUUGGCAUGUAUGUUCUAUAGAAACCCAUCAAAUUUCCCAAUCUUCUUAUCUAUCUGUUAUUGAUACAUAUUUUUCAACAUGUGGUGCUUUUUGAUGACAUGCAUGAUGCUCAGUAUUGUGAAUAUACUGUCAAGCUGUCGAGGAAGGAGAACGAAUAAAUGCAAGAGUCAAAGAGGACAAAAGUGAGGAUGGGAAACUAAAAUGAGAUGUUCACUCGAGAAAUUUUUGUGCUCUUCUAUGAUGUCUGUCACUGUCAGUCAAUGCGUGAUGUGGGCUGCAGUCUAGAGUCCUGGUUAACAGGGACAGCUGUCAUGAACAUGCAUCUGAAAAUUAUCAUAUAACAUGUUAAUAUCCUGACACUCAAUUAGGAGCGAAGCCACAAACUGAACAACAAUCUUUAUUUUAGAACUGAUGGUAUCUCACAUGUGCUGCUAGUAUCUUCCUUUGCAUUUCAAUCAUGUUAUGGGACUAAACUAAACAAAAAAAACGAACAAACAGACAAAAAUUUAAUUAUUAAGAGAAGUGUAUGAGAGGGAUCAUCUCCUGUGUACAGCCUGACUGUCAUGAAUACAUGUAUUGGCUGUGCAAAUAAUAAUAACCUCUACGUGACCUCCUACUGACUAUAACAUGCAAAGAUCAAUGAUAAGGUUAAACUGGGCCACUGUCAACAGUAAUUAAAAUAUAUGUUGAUAUUGAUUGUGAUAUUGAUCUCAACUUUCGAUUGUAGUUAAAUGUUUGGACCUAUUAUAAAUAAAUGAUUGAUCGGGUAUCAGUAGUUUCUUUCUACUUAAGUUGCCGUUCAAUCAGCUGAUACGCUCACUUAGUUUAUACUUUAUUUCUCAAAUACCUCAUGAGAACAAAUGGUUAAAUAGCUGAAUUGAUGUUUUCCUGCAGAGUCAUUUCACUUUGCCAUCCUCGUUGCACAGGUGUCUCAAACAGUAAUUAGAUGUGAGCUGUCUUUGUGUAAACAGGCUCAUCUUUCAUAAAUACAGUCACACUGUUUAUUGGACAUUUAACUCUGAUCCCUCAAGCUGUCACACACACAACUGUCACUUUUAAGCUCAUACCCAACUGUGUCUGGAAACAGUAUUUUGUCGUUGUUAUUGUAUUUGAGCGUUGGAUCAUUUCAGAGUUUUGAGAGCAUAACAACAAAACAUCUAUUUGUGAAGAUCCUGGAGUUGUGAGUUAUUAAGAAAGCUUCUUUAAUCACUGCUAACAUUGGGGCCUGUCGCUCACACAGACAGGUGUCAGGGUCAGCAGUGAGUGUGUGCACCGUGUGUACCUGCAGGCUUUGUAACUAUUACUAACUGAGAGGUAGUUAAUGUUAAUCAGAGGGGCACGCUGUGUCUCAGUCAGCCGACAUGUAUCAGUAAUUAUUCCUCUGGGUUGUACGUCCCAGUUGUUCACUCAGAGCCACUUCCAUCUUUAUGAACUGUUUUGACCACAAACUGACAGUGUAUCCUUUAUACUUGUCAAAUAGGUCUUUAAAAUGCAUCUGUGCAGUGUCUUGGCAGUAACCGCUGGACCGCAGCCCCUCUACGCUAAUUCAGAGGAGCUUAAAGAGAUUUCCCGUUUUAUUCUGUCAUCUCUCAUUGUGUUUGAGAAACUGAAGCAGACUUUUGCACAGGUGUUCAGUAAAUGUGUGGUUUUAAAGACUGUUGAAACAGUGAGCUGGUCUCCACAGAUGGAAACUCUGUGUUGUUUGUCGUGAACGGCGCUGAGGGCGAGCAUCCUGUCUGAUGAGAGCUGGACUCUAACAGCCUCUCAUGUGGUGGUUUUGGCUCCUCAAACCGUUUAAUUAAAGUCGUAAACACCAAGUUUUUCUGCACAGAUAUGAAACAUUUCUACACAGAGAGCAAAGAAAUCCUUGAGUGAGAAUAAUAAGUGUUUGUUAAUAUGAUAGAUUGGUGUAAUAAUGCAAAUUACAUGCUGGGAAAGAAACAAGUCUUUUUGUCACUCAACAUAUAUCAAAGAAUAAUUCUUAGAUUGUCUCAAACAGGCGCUGAAAAUAUGUUUUUGCUCCUCUAUCACUGUUUGCAGGUCACUGAACAUGUCUGUGGUCCACUCUGUCUGUCUGUCCAUCACUUGUAAAAUUUAUAAAGAAAACUGGUGCUCUGUCAAAUUUGAGUCAGUAGUACUUUCUCAAAUUUUCGGUCCUUGCUCUUUAUCCUGGGGUAUUUCCAUCCUAAUCCAUCUGCCACACUGACCUGGAUUUUCACCCGUCACAGACCACAUUUACCUGUACCUGACAGGUGGCAGGUGCUUAUUUUAAUCCCUGGUUCCUGGCUCCAAAUUUGCAUUUUUACUGUGCUUCUAUGUGGGGAAAAACAAGUGAUUUUCCAUGAUACUAACUGAAGUUAUUUCUCAACCUGUAUACUCAGGCUCCUCAGAUGUUUUCCUUUUUGAAUGUUGCAGCUGUUCCCUCCAUUUGUGAAGGUGACACACUGUGUUACUGUCUUACCUGUCCUCUUAGGUAAGAGCAAGGAGGCCGAGAUCAAACGCAUCAAUAAAGAGUUGGCCAACAUCCGCUCCAAGUUCAAAGGGGACAAAGCUCUAGACGGAUACAGCAAGAAGAAAUAUGUCUGCAAGCUCCUCUUCAUCUUUCUGCUCGGACAUGACAUCGACUUCGGUCAUAUGGAGGCCGUCAACCUGCUGAGCUCCAACAAAUACACAGAGAAGCAGAUUGUAAGUGUCACAAUGUGUGUGUGGUUCAUGGAGUUCGCAGAGCUCCGAGUCUUAUCUCCACCUUUGUCAUAUCCCCAUCCUCAUAUAUGUUUACAGCUUUGCCUUAUUUUAGAUACUUUGCAUCUGAUCUACAUUUAUGACUAAUACUGCAAUGAUCUAACCAAUCAGAGCGGACGUAUCAAGAGUUGUACCUUCAGGACCUAACAUGACCCCUUCUGUUAAAAAUGUGUGAUUCUUAAACCUGUGACCCUCCUCUUUAAUUAGAAAUAUCAGCGUCAUGAGCACCUCUAAUAAGUCUGUCUUACACGCACUAACAUUGAUGUGUGUUGUCAUGAUAAGUCGGCCUGAGAAAUCAAUUCAAAGUUGGCAGGAACUCAAGUCUGAACUGAAUCAUUAUGGAAUAUUUGGCCCGCCGAGCCGUUCUCAGAAGCCCUCAGCUCGACCGGUAAACGGAGUCAAUACAAGAAUCGGAGAAUCUGAAUAUUCAUCGAUCGAUGUUGGCCUCGCUUUGUUUAGCAGGUGUUAUUGAUCACACUGAGUUUUAGAUCAUUUAAACCCUGUCUGCUCUGGCACAUGUGAUCAGGGGUUGAAGUCUGUCAGAGUCAGUGACCAGCGUGUUAUUACCCUUAUACUGCUGCUACCUCAUAAAUCAUGCUCACUAUCAGCUGGUAGACGGUGCUGUUUCAGAGUUUGUCUAACCCACAUUGGGUCCCCGGAUCUAGACUACCAUUUAGGGUCAGGUUUAUGUUGAUGUAUUUAUGUUUAUGUAUUUCAAAUAAGCAAACCAAAAAUAUAUAAAAGUAAGGCAAAACAUUUAAACAUAAAACUUAGAAAUACAUAUUAAAAAAGGAGUGAGAAGAAGAACAACUUAUGAACUCCCAAAAAACUCCUCCUUGUCCGAAUUAAAGUGUAUUUUUCCCCUUAAAUUAUGACUUUCCUCAUACAUACUGAAUAAUUUCUGUAUAUUUAUUGGUAGAUGGUUAUUUUUAACUUUUAACAUAAUUUGAGCUGUUUGAUAUUCCACAAUAUCUGUGAAUUUUAACAACUUGGAAAACUGCAGAAAUAAGAAGUGUGUGUUCCUGAUAGCCAACAUUGUGUUUAACUCGUACUGCUCUUUUUUGAACGGUACAGCUGUGAACCUUUAGUCACAGCUGAACGUUUUUCACAUAUUACCUCUGAUCUGCAAGUUCUGAUGGAAACAGUACAAACCUGCCGUCCAGUCGGUUGAAGUGAGACCUCAUUGUUCUCUAAAAAGAUGGCUUCCCCGAUCCAGCACCUAUUAACCUAUAAAACUGCAGAGAGGUGCAAGAGACUGCUUCAGUGUGCAAUGCAUGCUGGAUACACAGAGAGGCAGAGUCGAUCUAGCACUGUCAUCUUAAAACCCUUUUCUUCCUUGUGAGGUGAUAAUCACACUCAAAGAAAACAGGCAAAUGUAGAAAAUUUGAUGCUUUUUUUCGUCACAUUCGCAGCCGUGUGAUAAAAUGCAGCUGGGACUGCUGUCAUGCAAGAGCCCACUCAGACAGAGUCAUUCCUGAGAGGUUCAGAUAAAAGACUGCGCCAUUGUGUUUUUCUCCCGGAGGUCCCGUCACACCUGAAUCAGGAGGAAUCUGAAGGUUCGAUCUGAUAUCUGCCUGAAGUUCUCCUUUUUCAAAGCAUUAGUGAGAUGGACAAACGGUGUCGACGUUAAAGCAGAACAGAAAGCUCAGAGACUGAAACAGCUUCCAGAUUGUGCGGUUGACGGUUUUCUCAGGAACAGGAAGUGUUUGCUCAGCAGAAUAAAAUCAAGUCAGGAUCUUUGGAGCAGCUGGUUUUCAGCAGAAUUACCUCAGACUGAAGUUCCUAUUGUCUAACCCUCUCAGUGAGGACACUAACAUGUAGUUUGGCCUGAGGAUAGAAACCAUGAACCAAAUGUACCAACCGCAGCGAGAGAUGUCUGACAGGAUGACCCCCUGCUUUCAUAACCCACCCAGUGAAAAGGGUUUGUUUAGUCCUGCCCAUUUUAAGACGGGCUGGACGGGAGAUAGAGAGCAGAUGCUAACGACCAAAAGGAGCUGCUAUCUGUCACCUCACAUGUUCAUCAGAGCUCAGAGAUAAAGAACCAAAGCUGUGUGUGUGUGUGUGUGUGUGUGUGUGUGUGUGUGUGUGUGUCUGUGUGUUUAAGUUAGUGUCUGUCCCUGCUGGAGUUCAACCAUCAGAGGAGGAUGCUGCAGCUGCAGUGUCAUUGAACGCAAUCAUAUUAGGUGUUAUUAUUUUUAUAGACCAGGGACUGCAGAUAAAAACUUAGCCUUGUAAGGCUAAAUUUUGCAAACACAGGACUGUCAAUCUGAAGAGUCUCUUUUUAUAGAAAAUAAACAUUCAUUAAAAAGGCGCAUAAUCCUUUAAAUCACCCUUAUUGUAACUCCAAACCAUGUAUUUAGACUGAGGGCUCCUCGUGUUGUGAGGCAGGACACCUUUAGUUUUAUAUAAACUCAAAAUAAGACAUCUGAGAAAAAGCCAACAGUUUUCCUUUCAGUGGAAAUGAAUAAAACAUAUUUUAUUUGCAGGAUUUAAACUACAAAAGAGUUUAUUUUUCUGAAUGCUGUCAGUCUUUUCGUUGUUUGUUCACAGGCUUGAACCGUAUUUGUGUGACUUUGACCACAAUGAUCCAGCUAACCGCCAUGUUAACACCACAGGCUUCAAACUUUUAGGAAAGAUCAAUAAUGUGAUUGAUUUAUGAGGAAGGACAUUCAUUCAUCAUGUUGACUACACACACAGUCUUGGAUUUGUAGAUCACACUGCGCCCAGAUUAAGAAGAUUCAUCUUGAGCUGUUUGGCUCCUGAUUCAAAGGUCAAAGGUUAAAGGAGUCAGAUUGUUGCAGAAACAUAAAUAUGAUAUUAAACUCUAUAAAGAAUCAUUCUGACAAACCCGGGUCUUAGUUUAGUGCCACCUGCUGGUAUGAAAGCAGAAUGACUCCUCACUCUGACGCUCUGACGCUCAUGUUGUGUUUCUGCUGCAGCUGGGUGGGUUCUGGAAAAUGUGAUGUUGGACAGACUCACGGCUUUAUGAAGGUCUCUACAGUUUAAUCCCAUGAUGCAGUUUGAAUCCACACCUGUUUGGAAUGAAAGUCAGCCCCGAGGAUUUACUGCUCCACCACAGCGUCCAAGUGGAGAACUGGCCGCACACUUUCUCUCUGAUGGAUGUAAUAAAAUCUCUCCUGUGUGUCUCUGCAGGGUUACCUCUUCAUCUCAGUCCUAGUCAACAGCAACAGUGAGCUGAUCCGUCUGAUUAAUAAUGCCAUCAAGAACGACCUGUCCAGCCGUAACCCCACCUUCAUGUGCCUGGCCCUUCACUGCAUCGCCAACGUGGGGAGCCGCGAGAUGGCCGAGGCCUUCGCUAGUGAGAUCCCCCGGAUCCUGGUGGCUGGGUGAGUGCGGGCGGAUUAAGAUAAUUCAGAUUUUGUUUCUUGAAUCUAAAUCAUCAAUGACUGAUCUUCUGGUCAUGUGACCCGCAGAGAUACGAUGGACAGCGUAAAACAGUCAGCUGCUCUGUGUCUGCUGAGGCUCUAUAAGACCUCACCUGACCUGGUGCUGAUGGGGGAGUGGACGUCUCGAGUGGUUCACCUGCUGAAUGACCAGCACAUGGUGAGAGUGUUGAUGUUUGUCUCCUUUCAUGACAUUAUUUAUAAUUAAUAACUGAUGAUGAUGGUGACGAGUUUGUGUGUGUGUUUCAGGGCGUGGUAACAGCAGCUAUCUCCCUCAUCACCUGUCUGAGCCAGAAGAAUCCAGACGAGUUUAAGACCUGCGUGUCUCUAGCCGUGUCCCGACUCAGCAGGGUGAGUGAGCGAGAACAACCGUGGAAUUAAGAGCACGAAAAGCCGGAAAUGAAUGCAUGUGAUCUGAAGUUUUGUGAUCAGUUUUGUUCGGUUUUGUUUGUUUCUUGCAGCUCUGACUGCUGAUUAAACCGUGUCGUCUGUAACAUUUAAAGAGGCAAAAAGCAGCAGAGCAGAAAUAUUAAUUCUGACGUCUUUAAAGAGACGCAGCUCUGAGCGGGAAGGUUUUUUUUAAGAGUAACAGCUCCGAUUCAGCACAGAAGUGAGUUUCUGUUUAUGGUCUAAGCAGAGACUCGUUCAAAAAAAGUUACAAUAUUUUUAUCUUUAUUUUCAGAUUUUUGAAAUACAGAUAAAUUUUUCGCGUGUUAUUCUUUGUAUUAGGUUUCUGUAAUGAAAAUUUUUUUCUUCCCUUCUCAGUUGACUUUAGAUAUUCAGAUAUUUGCAGAACUUUGACUGUGCAGACGGUUUUAAAAAAGCACCUUCUCGUCUAAAACCUCCUGAGUCUGCAGAAUCUGAUCUGACUCCUCUUGUAUUCUCUGUGAACAGCUCUCUGCAGAAACAGCAGCUCUGCCUCUUUAUCUAUUUCAUGUCUGAUCACCGCCUCCGUGUUCGCUCUGCAGAUCGUGUCGUCGGCCUCCACCGACCUGCAGGACUACACAUACUACUUUGUCCCUGCGCCGUGGCUCUCCUGCAAGCUGCUGCGCCUGCUGCAGUGCUACCCUCCCCCAGAGGAUGGCGCUGUCAAAGGCCGCCUGGUCGAGUGUCUGGAGACCAUCCUCAACAAGGCCCAGGAGCCCCCCAAGUCCAAGAAGGUUCAGCACUCCAACGCCAAGAACGCCAUCCUGUUUGAGGCCAUCUCGCUCAUCAUCCACUACGACAGGUGAGCAGAAACACCACUCAUUCAUCAUCUUCUGUUUAAAGAGGACUUUUAAAACUCUCAGUCUCCAUGGAAACGUGAUCCUUUUAAAUUCUCCUCUUCCCGUUUGUCAGUGAGCCGAACCUGCUGGUGCGAGCCUGUAACCAGCUGGGCCAGUUCCUGCAGCACAGAGAGACUAACCUGCGUUACCUGGCUCUGGAGAGCAUGUGCACUCUGGCCAGCUCCGAGUUCUCUCACGAAGCCGUCAAGACGCACAUCGAGACCGUCAUCAACGCCCUCAAGGUGGCGCCGCACACCAAAGACAGACACUUAACACUCAUCGGUCUUCUUCAAACUUUGAAAUGAAGUUUCCUUCUUUACGUCAAGUUCUCAUGAUUUGUCCUCCUCGUGUUUCUCUGCAGACUGAGAGGGAUGUGAGUGUUCGACAGAGAGCGGCCGAUCUGCUGUACGCCAUGUGUGACCGCAGCAACGCCAAGCAGAUCGUAGCCGAGAUGCUGAGCUACCUGGAGACGGCGGACUACUCCAUCCGAGAGGAGAUGGUGAGUGUGACAGAGCGGGACACGCUGUCGUGUUUUUGAGAGUUUUCCUCGACAGGAGGAGCUGUAACCGGCUCUGUCUCCCUCCGUCAGGUGCUGAAGGUGGCCAUCCUCGCAGAGAAGUAUGCUGUCGAUUAUUCCUGGUACGUGGACACCAUCCUGAACCUCAUCCGCAUUGCUGGAGACUACGUCAGUGAGGAGGUCUGGUACCGUGUCAUCCAGAUCGUCAUCAACAGAGAUGAUGUGCAGGGCUACGCCGCCAAGACGGUCUUUGAGGUACCACAGCGUGAGAACUGAGUCAGGCCGUGUGCUUUGGUUGAAUUGAAACUUUUAAUCUGAAGGUUGAUUUUCUGUUGAUGGUCUUUGAUUUAAAUCGGAUCCAGACUGAUCAGGAAGUCCUAACAGCUGCUGAGCUCUGACACAGUCUCAUCUGUGGUUGUCUCCUGCAGGCCUUGCAGGCUCCUGCCUGCCAUGAGAACAUGGUGAAGGUCGGAGGCUACAUCCUGGGAGAGUUUGGAAAUCUUAUUGCUGGUGACCCUCGAUCCAGGUACGUUUGUUUCAGCAGCUUCAGCACCAGACCAGCAGCCUAAAUCAUCAUCAUCACUAACCCCGGCUGUCCUUUCUUUCAGCCCUCUGGUCCAGUUUAACCUUCUUCACUCCAAGUUCCACCUGUGCUCGGUGCCGACCCGCGCCUUGCUGCUGUCCGCCUACAUCAAGUUUAUCAACCUGUUCCCAGAGACCAAGGCCACCAUCCAGGAGGUGCUGCGCUGCGACAGCCAGAUCCGUAACUCAGAUGUGGAGCUGCAGCAGAGAGCUGUCGAGUAUCUAAAGCUGUCCUCCAUCGCCAGUACCGACGUCCUGGUAAGUUCUGACAAGCGAAUCUGAUCAGAACCUGAAUCUUCUGCUUAUCUACCAAUCAGCAGCAGCUCUGCUCUCGCUGCACAGGAUGUGAGUUGUUCUCCACCGUGUCUCCUCAGGCCACCGUCCUGGAGGAGAUGCCUCCGUUCCCAGAAAGGGAGUCGUCCAUCCUGGCUAAGCUGAAGAAGAAGAAGGGGCCUGGCGCCGUUUCUGUGACAGAGCUGGAAGACAACAAGAGGGAGGGCGGGGAGCUCAACGGUGGAAGCGACCGGGGACCCGACACAUCUGCUAUGGCCGCCUCUAACGCUGUGAGUCCACCCUCCGUCCUCAGAAACAAACACUUACCUGAACUCUCAGCUGCUGUGACACUAAUCCGUCUCCUCUGCCCGACAGUCCACCCCCUCCCCAUCUGCAGACCUCCUGGGGAUUCGUUCUGCAGCUCCUGUUGGUGCUGCUCCAGCCAGCGCCGGCAGCCUAUUGGUCGAUGUGUUCUCUGAGGCGGGGCCUGCUGCACCCUCUGCUGCUGUGAACGAUGACGGCUUCCUCAGGUGAGCUCUCUUUAUCUGUCUGCUUGAUCGAGCUCUACAUAAACCAAAGUGAUGAACUCGAUGACAUGAGGAGAGGUUAGGAGUUUAUCUAGUAAUUAAACAUGAAGUUUUGUCUUUAUUAACUAGUUAAACACUUUUUUUUAACUAACUAAGGAAGUUCUUUUUUCUUCAGGUUUCCAUAGAUACUAAGUCUGACCCAGUACUUCUAGUUACCUAAUAUAUAUCUAAUCCAUCUGGACCAAAUUGACCCCUGAGGGUCUUAAGUCAGACCUUAAACCUGAUCUCCAGAUGACUUAGAUAGUUUGAUGACUUUUACAGACUGUCAGUUUGAGUUCAUCUAGAUCCACAGGCGGAUUCUGACUCCCUGAUACUGGACUGGGCAGACCCGGUCUUAGCUUUGAGGCCCCUUACAUUUGAAUGUUUCCUGUCUGAAACGGUGUAUUGUUAUAUUGUGUUGUUUGUGGUGUGUUUGUGCUGUUUUAACUCUAUGCAGCUAACUGUACCGUGUCUGCUCUUUCUUUCUUUGCUCUAUCUUUGUCUAAUAUGGACCUGCCCACCUGGAGACGUUUGAAUUCACACGUUAUCCUAAAGUUCUUUUCUCGUAGUGUCAGAAUUAAUAUCAUGUGUUCAGCAGCAUUUGCAUCUUUGUAAUGCUAUUCCGUGAGCUACACAUACAGCGGUAAAGCUCAGAUGUGAAGUAUGAUGGAUUAACUGCACAUGUGGAGCCACUCAGAGGGAUAUUCCAGUGUAAAAUUAAUUUAGGGUCAAACACACCAUAACAAUGAGUUAGACACCCCCUUGAGAGAUGAAUGUUGCCGACCGCUUGCUUCUCUAGUUUGACCAACUUUAGUAACGACCGCAGGAUAGAAAUACACAGAGCAACACGCUCAACUAAAACGCCACUCUAUAGCCACAAAUAAUGCUCAGAACAGCACCUAACUUCAUCAACAGUACAUAUAGGGUCACAGACAUAGUACUAGACACCAAACAUCUUUUUAACUUUUUUUUAACUAAUUUCUUUAACAAAGAGACUAAACACAACUCACCUACUCUCUUCCAGUCCAUUACAGACUACAGCGGGGUGCCGCAGCUCAAGGAAGAACAUUUAUGAUCAUUUCUUUAUCAUUUCCUUGAAGUAAUAAUCAUCAUAUUAAUCAUUUUGCUCUGCAGACACGGUAGUUCUUCUGUCUUAGCGUCUCGGUCUGAUUGUAUUUCCAUGAAGAAAUGAUCGUAAAUGUUCUUCCUUGAGCUGCGACACCCCGCUGUAGUCCGUAAUGGACUACGGUUAAUGUAUGAUUACGACCCACUGAGGAGGGAAAGCAUCUUUCAUAAGGAGUCAUAUGGACUUCCGGUCAUUUCAAACAGCGGCCCUUGUCGAAUGCUCCUCUCCGAUGUUUUAGUUUCCUCAGUUCCAGGUUAGGUUUGGUCAGAGUGGAGCAUGCUCAGUUGUUUUUCCCUCUAUUAGCAAUCUGGUUUACACUCACCUGCAUGUCACAUGACUAGAUUUUAAUCUCAGCGUUUGAGGUUUGAAAAUCUCAUUAUAUCAUAUUGAGAUGUUCAGGGAGCAGCUCACCUUUUAGAUGACUAAACAGGCACCCAAAGCAUUUCUUCUACUCCAAAUAUUACGGUAAAAUUGAAUCUAGUCGAAGGAUUUUGAGUAUUUUCUUGUUUUUGUGUCUCCACGGUCGGCAGGUCCGCUACACUUGUCUGUUCUUUAAUCUUGCUGUGUAUGUGACUGUCUUUCGUCUUUUUUUCUCUUCUUCCCUUCUCUCCAUUUUCCUGUGUGUGUGUGUGUGUGUGUGUGUGUGGGCGCCUGUGUGUGCGCGUGUGUUUUGAUUUGAAUGUGUGUCCGUCUCCCGUCCUCCUCUGUGAUUGGACACUGACAGAGAUCUGGAACAGCCCACCGAGACCUCUGACUCCCUAUUGGUGGAGGGUUCUGGUGACUCGGAGUAAGGGCCUGUAGUGAAGUACAGAGUUAGAUAGAAGACUACAAACAUGGCGGCUCUGCUCUGUGUUUGUAGGACAGGCUGUUUGUCUUUAAAGUGAACAUGAUGUUGGGAAUAUAAACGCAGUGAUGAAAGGGGAGCUUGAUGCACAUGAGCCACAAAGCCACAUAAAAACACAACAUAACAUAAAAAGACAUGGAUGGAAAAACCGACUAGUCGUUAAACCUGAUGUAUUUACUGUAUGUAAGCACAUCUAAACAACCCUGCUACCAUUGAAGGAGUGAAACUGUAGACUCCAAACCUCUAAAUAAAACUGUGAUGAACUGCAGCCGGUUAAAAGUGAAGUAAACAAACACAAAGUCGAAAUGUUCAUGGCAUCAAGCUGAAUGUGUAGACUGUAUUUUUGUGUUUCUUAACAUGUGAACAGUAGGAUGUAGUUUGUGAAUCAUUUCCUCUUUGACUCGAGCACACAGGAUCCCGAAUAAAACAUCUGCUGAUUCGACCGUUUCUACAAAGGUCAACCCUCCGAACAGUGUGGUGGUAAAAUGAAGUUAUUACUGCUGCUGCUCCAUCUGCAUCAUUAUUAACAUACACACUGUGUAGUUCCAGCAGGUGAAGUCCAGAGCAGCAGUUUAAGCAGAGUUUUCAUCCUAAUGACUUACACUUAUUAGGGCUGUCAGUGUUAACUCAUAAGGGUCAUUAAGAUCUGAAAUUAACAUCAUUUUUCAAUAUUUGAACACUAAUGUUGAACCACUGGAGCGUCCUUUAGCUGCAACUCAGUCGAAAAAGCCAAAAGAAAUAUAAACUUAGUUUCACCAGAAGUCUGUUUCACACCAGACGUCAGCGACACUAAAGUCACCAGAUCUCCCGUUUGAGUCGCCGCUGAGCUGUAGAUGAAACUAGAGGAAAGAAAAAACUGAAAGAAAUAUAUGAUGAUAAAUAUAAAGAUAAACUGGAACUCCUGAAAACUGCAGCUGCUGUUAGAUGAACUAACCAGGGAUCACUGGAGGUCAGUGAGUUAUCAAAGCUAUCUUAGAAAAACCAUUUCAACACUGACUGAGCAUUUUCAUCAUGUCCUUCCACAUGUUUUAACAGAGUUUUAGAUUCACCACUACAGUUGGAUUAACUGGGAUUUAAUAUUGAAACUCUGUGAUUAAUCAGAAUUAGCCCAAACAAUAAUAUAAAUUAAAAUCCAGUGGGUCCAGUCCGUUCAAACUCUCAGCAUCAUAAUCAAUACUCCUCCCUUAUAUGAGAGGAAGAUUAUUUACUUUAUUUAUUCUUUUGUAACAGGUAAACUCCUUUUAUUAUGCUGCUGUUUCAUUUCUUAUCCCGUGUGCUCGAGUGAAAACAGAGGAGCUAGUCUAACUCUGAGUAUUUCAGUGUUCAGCAGAAAUAAUCUGUCACUGUAAAGAUUUUGUUGUUUUUGUAUAAACUGCUUUUACUAACCUCUGCCUUUUCUCUUCUCUCCUUCUCUCUUCUGAUCUGGUGUUUCUCUCUAACCGCUCUGAUCUCUCUGUCGCUCUGCGGAUGAUUUGUCAUCCCUUCACUCAUUCACCCUGUGGUCUCUCUGUACCCUUCCUCACCUGGGCUCAUCCUCCUCCUCCUCCUCCUCCUCCUCCUCCUCUGUCCUGUGGUCUCUCAGCUCUGCUCCUCCCUCUGAGGAUCCUGCUGCUCCUCUGCCUGAGGCAGAUGACCUCCUCAACAAGUAAGCUUUCUCUCCGUGUGUCUGCUGGGCUGCAGCUCUGCAUGUCGUCUGUAGGGGUGGGGGGGUGGAUUCAUUAUGAUACUAAGAACGAUAAAGCAUGCAUGAUGAUCUUUGGUGAUUAAUUGAUCUGUUCUGAUUGGCUGGUGGGUUCCUGUUGCUGAAUUGAUCACUUAAUCUGUCAGCCAUCCUGAAUGAAAUAAUGAAAUAUUUAUCCUCGUGUGUUAAAUCUGAUUAAAUGUGAUGAUUGUGAUCUGGUUAAAAACUGAAUUUAAUCCUUUUAAUUUGAUGAUUUUAAUACUUUGAUGUGACUAAAAUUCUUUUAAAGGUGUUGUAGUCAUGAUCUGAGGAAGUUCCAGUUUUUAGGAGAAAUCUUGAAUGUAAACUCGACCCCUCAGCUCCUCCUCUCCCCUCAAGCCCCGCCCACAAACAGACACUUUUUUGUAAACACACCAUAAAAAGGUGCUUCUUUAACAGAUUCCUGUCUACCCCACCUUUAAUAUGUUUACCUGACAAAAAUCAACUGAAUUUAUUUUAACUGAAUUUAUCGUUAAUCUUGUACUAAAGAAGUAAACUUCAACAAAUCCAUAUUUAUUUGAUCUUAUUUGGACCACACAUGAAAACAAACCACAGAGAGAGACAGAGAGAGUCCCUGACAUGUUGUUGAGCUUCUGUAAUAAUCUCAUUACCGGUUAUUAGAAAGCUGCAGCCUCUUUCCUGUUUAUACACCGAUAAUGACACUAAAGGAAUAAACCAGUUUGAAUGACUAAUGAAGCCGAGGACCAGGAACCAGAAGAUAGAAACAGAGAACCUGAUACUGGGUCUCCUGCAGCAGCUGUAAAAGUCAGAUCAACAUGUUAUCGGUGCCUAACUCUGCGAGUUUGUUCAACCUGCAGGUUUGUGUGCAAGAACAACGGAGUUUUGUUUGAGAAUCAGCUGCUACAGAUCGGCAUCAAGUCAGAGUAUCGUCAGAAUCUGGGUGAGUGGAGCUGCAGGUGCUGUCGGGGGCGUGGCCACGUUUAUUUGACGUUUGUUUCAUGUCUCCUCUAUGAAGCAAAACCCACAUGUGUAAAUGACCCCGAAUAUGUGUGUGCGUCUCUCAGGGAGGAUGUACUUAUUCUACGGUAACAAGACGUCAGUGCAGUUCGCCAGCUUCACCACCACAGUCAGCUGUCCUGGAGAGCUGCAGUCUCAUAUCCUUUCACAGACUUUUAACUCUUUAACGACUAUAUAUGCUCAUCUUCAUUCCAGCGACACAUCCAAAUAAAGUUUCAAACACUCCAGAACUUUUGUAACGCUUCCUAACUGAUGAGGUUCAUUUGCAACAAGUUUUGGGUCCUUGACAGCCGUCCACAGCUCAACGUUCAGACCAAACCUGUGGAGCCGCUGGUGGAGGGCGGAGCUCAGAUCCAACAGGUCCUAAACAUCGAGUGUCUGACCGACUUCUCUGAAGCUCCGCUGCUCAACAUCAAGUUCAGGUGAGCUGCUACGGUCGGACUCUGAUCCUGUGUUCUCAAAAAUCUCUAGUCUAAAUAUAAAGAUCCAGGAGGAGAAGUUUAACUCUCUGAAAUGUCACCAUAGAGACCAUGUAGACUGCUGUGUGUUCACGUGUGUGUACAUAUCUGUGUGUGUGUGUGUGUGUGUGUGUUCAGAUACGGUGGAGCUCUGCAGAACCUGACCCUGAAGCUGCCCGUCACCAUUAACAAGUUCUUCCAGCCCACUGAGAUGGCCUCACAGGACUUCUUCCAGCGCUGGAAACAGCUCAGCCAGUGAGUCUCUCACUCCGUGUGUGUGUGUGUUUAUGAUUGUGUGUUAGUGAGUGUGUAUUUGUGCGUUAAAAGCUGACGUCUCCUGUUUAAACUCCUGUCAGGCCUCAACAAGAAGCACAGAAGAUCUUCAAAGCCAAUCACAGCAUGGACACUGAAGUCCUGAAGGCGAAGGUAACGCUCACUCACCUGUCUGCUUCUCCAGCUGCAGGUGAUCUUCACACCUGUCAGUGUAUAGACCACACCUCUGCAGAACUUUAACGGCACUUUUCUGAUGUUUUAAAGCUCUUAAAGAUAAUGUGUGUGACUGUGUGUGUGUGUGUGUCUGUGUGUGUGUGUGUGUGUGUGUGUGUGUGUGUGUGUGUGUGUGUGUGUGUGUGUGUGUGUGUCUGUGUGUGUGUGUGUUCAGCUGCUGGGACUGGGAACAGCCCUGCUAGACAACGUCGAUCCAAACCCAGAGAACUACGUGUGUGCUGGAGUGAUCCAGACCAAGGGCCAGCAGGUGGGCUGUCUGCUGAGACUGGAGCCCAACGCACAGGCACAGGUACAGGUACACACGCGCGCACUAACACACACACACACACACACACACACAAACACACACACACGCACACACAUGCAUGCAGACGACUUACAAAAAUAAGCACCCAGACUAUGUCCACAUGUUUUAGUGUGUCAAGUUGAGUCUAGACCAGCGGUUCUCAACUGGUUGUACUCUGGGACCCACAUUUUGCCAUGGUCCUUAAGUCGUGACCUAAAUCUAUAGCAUUCAAACCGAGUUUAAUUUAAUUUCUAUAUUAAAAAAACCUUAAAGACUCAAAUCUUUAACAUAAAUACACCCAUUUUAUUAAGUAAAGUACAUUUCAGAGCACAAGAACUGAAGACGACAACUGCUAAAGUUGGUGAUACGGAAAAUAUCAAAUAUCAAAUUGCACAAAAUAAAAACCAAAAGGAAAAAAAUCAUGUAUUUUUACAGCAUUCAGGCCACAUUAAUAAGGAACUGAUUAGGAUCACAAUAUAACACACACCUUUCAAAAUAAAAGACAUGUCAAACAUCAGAUCUGAAUUAAAUAUUUACUUUUUCGACCAGCUGUUUGCGACCCGUCCAGAAUGUGUCCACGACCCACUUUUGGGUCAGGACCCACCAGUUGAGAACCACUUGUGUAGACUCUCUCUCCUGAUUGUGUUUCUUCUCUGUGUGUCUGUGUGUGUGUUUGUGUGUGCAGAUGUACCGUCUGACUCUGCGCUGCAGCAAGGACUCUGUCUCCAAGCGCCUCUGUGAGCUGCUCGCCGAACAGUUCUAGAGUCGCGACCAGAACCAGACCAGAACUCCCACCAUCCCCACCAGCCAGCUGUCCCCGGAGCCCUCCCCCUCUUCCUCCUCCUCCUCUCCUCCCUCCUCCUCCUCCUCCUCCUCCUCCUCCCCCAAACAAAGAGUCUUUGAGUAAAAACAAGUUGUAACCUACAUAAGGGAAAGCAGCCACUGCUAGCAGCAGUGUCAAUAUUCUGUCAUUCUUCUGAUCCCAGAUCAUCUUCUUCUCGUUUAUUAACAUGAUGCUUCGUUCUUGUUUCUGUUGGUGUUUACCUGUGUAGCUGCUGGCCACCACUCUGAGCGCGUGCGAGUGUGAGUGAGUGUGAGUGAGUGUGAGAAUGUGUGUGUGUGUGUCCCUUGGUUGUGCUGGGGUCCCAUUCUGCUGCAUCCUGACUGCUCUGUAGUGCUAAUCAUGGAUAAAUACACACACACCUGUGUGUAUGUGUGUGUGUGUGUGUGAGAGACAUUUCAUUUGAUAAACAUUCCUUUAAGUGUGACGCUGGUUAUUGAACACACCUGCAAACGCACACACACACACAAACGACACUCGAUAUUCCCGGGGUUUUCCCUCAAACAUUCCCAGUAACAGGUCGCUGCAGGUGUUGGGAUGGUCUCAGACCCUCUGCCCCCCAACCCUACAUUUCCUCCUCGUCCCUGUUGUGACACCCUCACCCCUCAAACCCCUGAUCUGAUCCACACGUGUGUGUGUGUGUGUGUGUGUUUUUGAUGUGUGUAAAUAUGUGCAGUGUGUUCCUGUUUUGUUUUCUGAGACAUUCCCAUCAUGCUGGUUUUAAACGACUACGCACAGCAGACACUGUGUGAGGACGGGCGCCGGGUUAGCUCAGGGGGGUCUUUGUUGUAUUUGGGGGGGUUCACUUCUUCUCACAUGUUCUUCCUGUUAAACUGGAACAUUAGUGUCACUUCUGCGCAGCUGUCGGAGGAAGUUUCUCACAUUUAUCGUCACUUCAGCGGUGACGCUGCAGCUCGAUUGUUGUCAUUUUUGUCGCACAUUUCCAUCAAACUUUGAAAGAUUCCUCCACCUCAUUUCUGUCAGGGUUUUCACCAGAUCAGGAAUUUUCUGCACUGCAUCUCCACCAACAAGUCUGCGUAGUUUCACAAAGCGAGAACCUUUCGGGAGUACAAAAAUAUCCUGCGUACUCUCUCGAGUUCCUCCUAAAAAGUCCCUGGUCCCAUGGCUCCACGGGAAGCUGGUUCAGAGUCUGUGGUCUCUGAAGACGUCCGCCGCUUUAGCACAAAUAGAAAUACCCAAAUACUUAAACAGCUUAAAGUGGCUCCGUACGUGUGGGUCUGGACUCAGAGAUCUCAGUCCUGCUCCUCCAGCUGAGGGUUCGUAGAAGAGACCAAACUCGAGCAGAGCGCUGCGUGUUUCCCUCCCCUCCUCUUCUUCUUCCUCAGCGUCUCUCACACGGCAGCCAUCUUCCCUUCAUCUACACUUUUUAAUCUCAUACUUGUGUGUUUCAAGGUUUGAAGGUCUCAGAUUGAAGGAAGUCUGAUGAGUUAUUUUCAUUUCAGAUCUAUCAGUCAAACCAGAAGGUCAUAAUCCGGAUUGAAAUUGCGAAAGUCGGCUAAAAGUCCAACUUUUAGACUCUUCCUAGCGAACACUACCACGAGUUAGGGGCGUACACCUCCUAAUGAACCUGUUAACACUACCAAACUGAAAUAUCAGCCAGGAGGAGCGGAAGUUAGCUGCUGCCUGACACAAACAGGAAAUAUGAAAUGUUGUGAAGUUCACAGUCGUGUUUUUGACGCUGGGAAAUCCAGAGUUAGUGAAACACGAGCAGCACUUAAACGCUGUCACAAUGUCGUCUGAGAAAAAUGGCCGCUGUGUGACUCUGAUGACUGUGAUGGAGGAGGGGGGGGCAGGAUGCCAGACACCCACAUGUCCAUUACAACUACAGGGGACUCUGUGUGUGUGUGUGCGUGUGCAUGUGUGUAAAUGUGUGUGUGUGUGUGGAUGUGCGAGUGUGGCUGUAAGCAGGUAAUAAUAAAAAAUGAAGCCUAAAGACAUUUCUAACCCAUGGUCACAUGACAUUCUGACAGGAAGUUGAACUUUGUAGUGUAGUCAUUCUGUGCGUGUGUGUGUAUGUGAGUGUGUGUGUAUGUGUGUGUGCGUGUCUAUGCAGUAUCCACUAGCUGUUGCAGCCUCAUGUAUCGGUGUUAAAGACCUGUCCAAUACCUGUGUUAGAAUAAGAUUUACUCUGUAAUGAAGAAAUGUGAAAGUAAAAAUAUGCCAUAUAUCCAAAACUCAC